Molecule: messenger RNA, 4369 nt
Organism: Planococcus citri (citrus mealybug)
Lineage: Eukaryota; Metazoa; Arthropoda; Insecta; Hemiptera; Pseudococcidae
Gene: PKD
Product: serine/threonine-protein kinase D3
Exons: 18
Coding region: 380-2848 (822 amino acids)
Biological process (GO): protein phosphorylation
Molecular function (GO): ATP binding; protein kinase activity
Source: RefSeq, a predicted model, not a curated record
AGAUUUCAAUUUCCGUGUACGUUUCGUGGUUGGUGUUUGUGAUUAUCAUAAUGACGUACUUUUUUGGUGGAGAAAAUAAUAUUGUCUUUUAGAUUAUGAAAAGUUAAUCUAUCGCGAUGUGAUUUACUAAAAUAAAAUAAUUAUCACCUUUCGUAAUUCGAAUUUGAAAUCGAUCGUAUUGUUUCGAUGGCGAUAUUCAUCUCGCUCCGCAUUCCUAUCGUAUUAUCUUACGUGUUUGAGAAAAAAUCAUACCACGAAAUAUGUUGUGUAUGAAUAAUUAAACGCCGAUCGCGAAAUCUUAACUAGAUUAAGAAUAAUUCGUUUAUAGUUUUAAGUUUUGUAAAUUUCAUUUCUAUAUGGAAAUAAUAUUGCUUCGAAUAUGGAAGAAAACGAAGUAACGUUUCUGUUUCAAUUUGGACUCGUACGAGAUACGGUCACAGCCAAUGUGGGCUCGUUGAAUUUAAAAUCUUUGAAAGAUUACGCUUGCGAAUUUGUCAACACCAAGUGUCCGGAUCACGGUGUUAGUAGACUAAGCGAUCGUUUGCUACUGUUUCGACACGAUUACUCAUCACCAAAUAUUCUCCAUUAUGUAAAUGCCGCCUCCGAUAUUGUGGACGAGGUUUUGGUCGAGAUUGUACUUUCAGGUCAAAUAAUCAGCGAAGAAGAUGUACAAGAAGUUCAAGUUCGACCGCAUACAUUAUCUGUGCAUUCCUACAAGGCUCCCACGUUUUGCGAUUUCUGCGGCGAGAUGCUGUUUGGAUUGGUCCGGCAAGGUCUUAAAUGCGAAGGAUGCUCGUUGAAUUUCCAUAAAAGAUGUGUCGUCAAGGUACCGAACAAUUGUGCUGGAUCUUCGGCAGUUAUCGGCAAGAGACGUCGGUCAUCUACUCUGCAAGUGCCUCGAAGUCCGUCGAAUUUUGGUUCCAAUUCGUCUCUGGCUUCUGCCUCAGAUGAUUCCAAUUCGACCAGCUCGGUAUUUUCAUCCAAAGGAAUCAUCAAGUAUUCGCCAUUACCACGUAGUACAACCUGGAGUGAGAAAGACGGUUCAAACCAUGUAAUGAUACCGCAUACAUUCGUCUUGCACAAUUACACCAGACCUACCGUUUGCCAAUUUUGUAAGAAGCUGCUCAAAGGUAUCUUCAAGCAAGGUCUGCAGUGCAAAGAUUGUCAUUACAAUGUUCAUAAGAAAUGCAUGGAUAAAGUACCCAAAGACUGUAGUGGAGAAAAUCCUAAGGAACCUGCAGGCGAUUUGUCAGAUCCUUCCAAUAGUAAUGAACCUGAUAAGGAAGAAUCCAAAGAUGAUGAAGACAGUGACAACGAAAGUAUCUCUAAUUCGCAGUCUACCAGUUGUAAUAACGAUACUGAAAAUACAGCCACAUUAGCCAAUGGUGGUACUCCUCCAUUUAUUGAUAUCACAAGCAGCGAAAUUGAUAAUGAUUUAGAAGAACAAAGGAAACGAAUAAGUACCACCAGUAAUAAUAUACCUUUGAUGAGAAUUGUACAAUCUGUGAAGCACACCAAAAGACGCGGAUCUAAAGUUAUCAAAGAAGGUUGGAUGGUUCAUUUUACCAACAAAGAAAAACAGAGGAAAAGACAUUACUGGAGAUUGGAUUCGAAAUCUAUUACCUUGUUCCAAAGUGAUACCGGCACCAAAUAUUAUAGGGAGAUACCAUUGUCUGAAAUCUUGUCUGUGGAUUCUGCCAAGACUCAGUACAUUCCAGGUGUGAUGCAUUGUUUUGAAAUUAAAACCGUGAGCUUACAUUAUUUUGUUGGAGAAGAUCCUCUAUAUGGUGGUCUAAAUGGUAAUAAUCCAGCAUUUCCACCGACAGAAAGUGGUAUUGGAUCUCAUCUAGCUAAAAGUUGGGAAACAGUGUUGAAACAUGCUUUGAUGCCAGUUCCUUCUAAUAUGAAAACUACAGAAUCAGAAGACAACAUCACAGAUAUGAGUUUGAUGUAUCAGAUAUUUCCAGAUGAGGUUUUAGGAUCAGGCCAAUUUGGUAUUGUCUACGGAGGGUUAGAUCGUAAGACCAAAAGACAAGUAGCCAUCAAGGUCAUCGACAAAUUACGUUUUCCAACCAAACAAGAAGCUCAGCUGAAAAACGAAGUAGCCAUUUUGCAGAAUUUAUCGCAUCCUGGUGUUGUGAACCUCGAGCGUAUGUUUGAAAACGAAGAACGUAUCUUUGUCGUUAUGGAGAAACUAAAAGGCGAUAUGUUAGAGAUGAUAUUAUCAAGCGAAAAAGGCAGAUUACCAGAGAGAAUUACCAAAUUUCUAAUCACCCAAAUUUUAAUCGCUCUGAAACAUUUACAUAGUAAGAAUAUCGUUCAUUGUGAUUUGAAGCCGGAGAACGUUUUACUGAGCUCGGAUUCGGAUUUUCCUCAAGUCAAGUUGUGCGAUUUUGGAUUUGCUCGGAUAAUUGGAGAAAAAUCUUUUAGAAGAUCGGUCGUAGGAACACCAGCCUACUUGGCACCUGAGGUACUGAGAAACAAAGGAUACAAUCGAUCGUUGGAUAUGUGGAGUGUGGGCGUCAUAAUCUACGUCAGCCUUAGUGGUACCUUUCCGUUCAAUGAAGAUGAAGACAUCAACGAACAAAUUCAAAAUGCUGCGUUCAUGUAUCCUCCUCAUCCUUGGAAGGAUAUUUCGGAUGAUGCUAUCGACCUGAUAAAUAAUUUAUUACAAGUAAAGAAACGUAAAAGAUACACUGUGGAUAAAUCAUUGGCUCAUGUUUGGCUCCAAGAUUACCAAACGUGGCGUGAUCUUCGUGAUUUAGAAAAUCAAUUCGGAUGUCGGUACUUGACUCACGAGUCGGAUGAUGCUCGAUGGACGAAUUAUCAGAAACACUGCCUUACAUGACAUUUCCCCAGCGGCGAAGUGUAAAGAACCAGAUAUGUAAAGGAGAGCUGUCUUAUUUUGUAAAAUCGUUACAACAUACGAGUACAUGGACGACCCAACACAACACUAAAAGGAAACACUUAGUGAUGCUGAAACUUAGAAGCUUAAUUUUGUAUUCGUUUUUCAAGUAUUUUUUGUAUCAUUUUGUAUCCCUUUUGAGCGCGACGCUUUUGAAAAAAUUUUCGACGAGUAGGUUUUUUUCGCUUUUAACCAAAUUUUUUCUGACAACGACGAACAAAGGUCCACACGCAGUACUUCCUCCUGUAUUUAUUCGUGUUGCUCAUGUAACUUUUUAUGUAUUAAUCUUUCCAGUAAGAUUUUUUUCUUUAUUUUGUAUUCUUUGCCAAAUUUUGGGCUGCGAGUAAUUCCGCGAGUUUCUUUAUUUUUUUUACGUAUUUCUAAAGAGAACAAAAAAAAAACGUAAAUCGUGUAACGAAUAUUUGAACAAAAACGAAUUUGUAAUUUUACUAUUAGUUAAUUUUUUUUUUCUUCCUCUGUGAAAGAGUGAAAAAUUCCAGAAUAGGAUAUUUUUACGUGGUUAUUUAAGUGCAAUAUCAAUUUGUCAAGUUAUAUUUUUUUCUAAGUGUUUGUUAUAUAUUUUUUUUUCUUUUUUUAAUUCGCAUUGAAUGUGAGUAGUUGUUUGGUAGAUGGCUUAUGUGUGUGUGUUCCGGUGUAAUCGAGUGUGAUUAUUUUGCCUAAGACAUUCGGAAAGUUCAUUGAACUUUUUUUCUCUCUUUUUUUUAAAGAAACGAAGAUCAUCUUCCAAGCACCUUUUUUUUUAGUGAAAAGACGAGAAAUAUACGAUUUCACUCGACUAUGCUGGAACAUUCGUUGAAAUAUCUACCAACAUUUUCUUUAAUUAGAUAAAAUGAGCAGUAUUAAUUUUGCAUUUAAAUUUUUACGAAAAGAGUAUUUUGGCUACUUAAUACCUCGAUCGAGUUGAAAACUCUUGUAUUUUAAAUACUUAUACGAAACGCUUCCUCUUUCUUUCUUUUUUUUUUCCUUCGAUGUGAUUUAAUUUACCUAAUUACCAGUUUUCUUUCUCAGUAUUGGUUUUUACCUGCAGUAUUUAUUACCUAUUCUAUACUACCUACUUUUACUUUUUAAUACUAUUUUUUUUUUUUUUUUUAAAGCUAUGCUUAGAAAGUAGAUUAAAUUGAAGUGCUUUUUAUUAUGGCGACUGAAAUGUAUACUAUUUUUUUAGUUUGUGGUUUUACUUCUUUAUUUUUUUACUAUCGAAUUUAUUUCGUUUUACCUGUAAUUUCUCGUGCAUAUAAGGAAUGUGUUAUGUGAAUUGUGUAUUGUUUUGUUUUAUCAAUUAUUGUUUCCUUCUUCUUAGCCGAACAGUGAACAAGUUGUUUAUUUUAUCAUUGUUUUUUAAGUUACUUAUUUGCACAGGUUAAGUUGGAAAUUGUUACUUUUUUGAAGCGCGUUUAUUUCGUAAGAUGUUCGAUUCGUGUAAUAAAUUCGCUUUCAUACGCA